Camelina sativa (false flax) is the source of this 636-nucleotide messenger RNA. The record is from RefSeq and is a predicted model, not a curated record. Lineage: Eukaryota; Viridiplantae; Streptophyta; Magnoliopsida; Brassicales; Brassicaceae.
AUGGGAGACACAGAAAAAAAUUCACGUGGCUCCUACGACGACAUGAUCGAAUUAGCCUGCUUCCUUAUUUCUGUCGCCUGUUUCAUAGCUUUUAUGGGUUCUAUCUUUUAUGCAGUGAACCAAGAAACUCCUGAUUACCCUGUGCCGAAUAUAGAAAUAGCUUCUAUGGAUUUCACACUGCGUAAUAUUACAAAAACUCGUCUCAGUGCAAAUUGGGAUUUAUUGAUAAGGGUCCCUAGUAACCUUCCUGAUCUCUAUAUAUGUCUUCAAGGAGACAUUCAAGCUUCGCUGUUUUACAAGAAUAUUACUCUUGUUACCUCGUCCGCACAAAGGGUAUAUAAUAAUUUUUUAUUCAAUUUGUACAACGAUCUCAAAUACGGAUCAGCUCAACUACUUAAGGUUUCGGCUUCUAUCUCUGAAGAAGAUAUGGGCGGUUUGAUUGGAAAAAACAUUACCAAAGAUAUCAAAAAGAAGAGGGAAGUGAAGUUUGGGUCGCAGUUCUUUCUUACGGAUUGUAGAAAAGGGACGACAGAAGUUUUGAGCUAUGUGUGUGAUGAAAUUACGUUACGGUUCAAGCCAGGUUCUGAGACCAACGCCACUAAGUUUGGGAAGAACCCUAUCUGCUCUAAUUUUUAA